Adineta ricciae is the source of this 1155-nucleotide messenger RNA. The record is from the annotation of a GenBank genome assembly. Lineage: Eukaryota; Metazoa; Rotifera; Eurotatoria; Adinetida; Adinetidae.
AUGUUAGCCGUACCGACGGUUGUAGUUAAACCAACGACGAAUACAAUGGAAUCCAGUUUAUGUCUAAUCUGUAAUGCUACAGCACACGUUAACCAUUACGGUGCAAUUUCAUGUUACUCCUGUAAGAUGUUCUUUCGUCGUCAUAGCCUACGAAAAAAGAAUAUUCGAAUGUGUCGAAUGAAUGGUUGCUGUUGUAUCAACGAGCGAACGCGAAAGAUUUGCAUACCAUGUCGAUUAGCGAAAUGCAUCGCAGCUGGUAUGUCACCUGCUCUAAUUCGAAAAGCAUAUCAACCAGUAGUUCGUCUACCUGUCGACAAAUCUGAACAGAAACAAACAAGAAUAUCUUCGCUAAGUUUACUGUCCAACGACCUAUCAACAUUGCGAACAGUAGACUGGACCCUACUAUCCAAUGUUAUUCAUGCAUACGAUAAAUUCACUCUGAUUACGUGGCUGCAUCCGCUAAUCACAUAUGCCAAUAGUUCUCGAUUGACAGUGAAUCUCAAUGUUGCCAUUGAUUCCGUUGCUCUCAUUUCUACAUUAUACACAGCCGUUGAAUUAUUUUUGCGUGCAACGGCUGAUUUUCAAAUAUUGACAAUUGCCGAACAGCAAUCACUUUUCCAGCGAAAUCUUCAUGGAUUAUUUCUAUUAUACGCAAUAUCUACGUUACGCAAUGCGGGAAUACUUGGUAAUAGACAAAAUCAAAGAAUUGUCGUUCCUAUCUACGGACAAGCAGUUGUUGAUCGAGUAAGCAUGAUAUCAACUACGUUGGAUUCGAAUUCUCCCAUAGUGAAACUUAUUCAAAUCGUUUUCGCUUUUUCAACUAAUUGCUUUGCAGUUACUUAUCGAAAGAAUGUGGAUAGAGAUGCACUUCUCCACGGCAGUUUUCGUCUAUUUGGAAGUCAAAAUGUUUAUAUUACAAUUCUAUGGAAAUAUAUGCUGUAUCAAUAUGGUUUUCGAGAAAGUGUUGCUCGUUUUUCAACGCUUGUCGGCAAAUUGCUCGAUUUGAUUAGUAUGUCAUCGGAUGUAUACAACGAAAAUGCUUAUCAUCAAGUACUUGUGGAUUAUCUAGUAGAAAACGCACAAGCGGCACUUAUUGCGAACAGAAAUGAAUCUGUUCCGUUGUGGGGCCGAAUGAAAGACUCAGUUGUGAACUGA